Messenger RNA from Amphimedon queenslandica, 3058 nucleotides. Its product is annotated as piwi-like protein 1. NCBI's taxonomy places the organism in Eukaryota, Metazoa, Porifera, Demospongiae, Haplosclerida, Niphatidae. Bases 207 to 2849 code for a protein of 880 amino acids. The transcript is spliced from 19 exons. Gene Ontology annotation, molecular function: RNA binding; protein binding. The record is from RefSeq and is a predicted model, not a curated record.
AAGAAAGCACGUGUCUUAUUUCUGGAAGAAGAAGAUUAGAGGAACCUGAGAGAUAAUCACCGGACAGCGGUCAAGCAAGUGGCAGUCGUUCAAUUCCCUUAGUCUUUAAGGAAUACCAAGAUAAAUACAGCUACUACUCUACCCGACCUGUUCUUUGUUGCGAGUCAACUUACAAACUUUCUCGUUGUUUUUUUUGUAAUUUAAGAAUGUCUACAAGAGGCGGAGGAGGACGAGGCAGAGGAGUUGGACGAGGAAGAUCCCGCGGAGGAGGUGGCAUGGAUACUCGCCGACCUGGCGAAGGAGCUCAAGCGGCUGCUCCUCGAGGCGUCCGCGAUCAAGAUGGAGGACAGCAGCAAGUUGGACGAGGAAGGGGACGGGCUGCAGCUCCGAUACAACCGCCACAAGAACAGCCUCCCCCGACUAGUACAGCGGCACCUGUACAACAAAUGCAGCAGAUGAGUCUCGGGGAGCCUAGAGGAGGAGGGAGAAGAAUUGAGAGGAGACAGGAUGAUGACAUUCACACUAAGCCUGAGCACAUCACCAACAAAAAAGGAUCCUUUGGGAACCAAACCCCUAUUAUGUCCAACUACCUUGUUCUUCGUAACCGGCCUGGCCAUGCCAUUUACCAGUAUAAUGUCUCCUACAAUCCACCGGUUGAGAAUAAAAGGAUGCGAUUGGCUUUACUCUAUCACCAUGAAGAGGCUCUUAUUGGCAAAGUCCACUCUUUUGAUGGGAUGGUCCUUUACUUGCCGCACCGUCUCCACAAUAAUCCUGAAGAAGUUAUUUCCAAGACUAAGGAAGGGGACACUAUCCACAUUACUAUCAAGCUGACAAACGAGUUGUCCGCUAACAGUCCAGUCUGCCUCCAGCUCUUUAAUAUUCUCUUUAGAAAGAUUCUUGCUAAACUGGAAAUGAAACAGAUUGGCCGUCAUUAUUAUAAUCCAAAGAUUCCAAAUAUCAUCAGGGAGCACAGCUUAGAGAUUUGGCCGGGUUUUAUCACCUCUAUUGCUCAGUAUGAGUCCAAUGUGAUGCUUUGUGCCGACAUAUCACACAAGAUCCUUCGUACCGACACUGUCCUGGAUCUGUUUCAUUCCUUGAAAAGUACUCGUGAUUUUCAUACUGAAGCAACAAAGAGUAUUGUUGGAGAGAUUGUUCUUACAAGGUAUAAUAAUCGUACCUAUCGUGUUGAUGAUAUUGACUGGGAGAAGACUCCAGCUAGUACCUUCAAGACAUCAACUGGAGAGGAAAUAUCAUUCAUUACUUAUUACAAAAAGGCUUAUGACCUUAAAAUCAGAGAUGAAAAGCAGCCCUUGCUUAUCAGUCGUCCACGCAAAAAGGAUGAAAUGGAGGCUCGUCGUAGAGGACGUGAUCCAGCUACCCUUGGCCCACUGCUUUUAAUACCAGAGUUGUGUACAAUGACAGGUUUGACUGAAGAAGCACGUGCUAACUUUAAGAUUAUGAGGGACGUUGCUACCUACACAAGACAGGCCCCACCGCAGCGAAUCGAUACUCUCAACAAAUUCAUUAAUGAUGUCAACACUAAUCCUGAUGUCAAGUCUAUACUCGGUGGUUGGAAUCUUGAGUUUGAAAAGUCUUUAAUAAAGUUUCAAGGGCGUACUCUGCCAACCGAAAAGAUUAAUCAGAAAGGUGGCUCUUAUACUUAUCAACAAGCUGGUGCUGACUGGUCAAGGGACAUGAGAGGGAAGUCCAUGAUAUCCUCCGUCAAUUUGAAGAACUACCUCAUCGUGUGCACUAACAGAGAUGCAGGAGUGGCCGAGGAGUUUAUUGGCACUAUAAAGAGGAUUGGGCCACCAAUGGGCAUCAUGAUUGAUGAGCCACAAGUUGAAGUACUGAGGGACAAUAGGACUGACUCAUUUCUACGUGCUGUGUCUGGACAACUUAGAGAUAAAUCAACUCAAAUGGUGAUUGUAGUUCUGCCCCAACAGAAGAAGGAUCUUUAUGAUGCUGUGAAGAAGCUCUGCUGUGUUGAUGCACCUGUUCCAUCUCAAUGCAUUGUUAGUCGUACUUUGUCUAAGAAGCAGACCCUGAUGAGUGUGGCUACUAAGAUUGUUCUUCAAAUGAACUGCAAACUUGGAGGAGAGUUGUGGGCACUUGACAUACCACUGAAGAAUUUAAUGGUAAUUGGUAUUGACACGUAUCAUGAUUCAGCUUCUAAGGGACGCUCUGUUGCUGCCUUUAUUGCGAGCACUAACUCAACUCUUACAAGAUAUUACUCACAGACAAUGUUCCAGCAGUCUGGUCAGGAACUUGGUGAUAACUUGAAGGCUUGCAUGACAAUGGCUCUGAAGAAAUACCAUUCUAUUAAUAACACGUUCCCUGAUCGCAUUGUUGUGUACCGUGAUGGUGUUGGAGAUGGUCAGUUACAUAUUGUUAAGGAACAUGAGGUUGUUCAGAUGCUGGAGUCAUUUAGCUCAACAUCUGGUGAUAGCUACAAGCCUAAGUUUGCAGUUGUAGUUGUCAAGAAAAGGAUCAACACUCGUUUGUUUGCUCCUGAUCAGCGAGGACAGCCCUCCAACCCACUGCCUGGCACUGUUGUUGAUGAUCAAGUCACAAAGCCUGACUGGUAUGAUUUCUUUUUGGUCAGCCAGUCUGUUCGUCAGGGAACCGUUAGUCCCACGCAUUUCAAUGUUAUUCAUGAUACAUCAGGACUGACUCCAGAUCACAUGCAAAGACUUACUUAUAAGCUCACCCAUCUUUAUUAUAACUGGCCGGGUACAGUGAGGGUUCCUGCUCCGUGCCAAUAUGCUCACAAGCUGGCGUUUUUGGUUGGACAGUCUAUCCACAAGUCUCCAAGCACAGCUAUUGCAGACCGCCUGUACUUCUUGUAGCCAGUGGGCGGCUCUCAUUAUGGACUACUUAAUCAUUUAAUCAUCAUUAUUAUAUAAUAUUCACUUAUUAUGAUCAUUUUGGUUCAGGACACAUUUUUACUAGGACGUGACAUUCAAAUUAUAACUGAUUCUUUUGAUGAUUUAAGUCAUUAAUGAUAUUUUGGUAAUUUGUCUUCAGCAUUCAUCCAAUAUAGUUCAAUUUAAAUUAA